AUGGAGAAGUACAAGGCCGUCGAGCUCACGGCCAAGAUGUACGGCCUCUUCUACGCCCACGUCGACGUCUGGCGCAACCAUAUUCGAGGGACGCUGCAGCACUUGGAACGCGCCAUUCACGUGGGCCUCGAGACCGGCGACCUCGAAUGGGCCGGCUACGAUUCGUUCUACUACUGCGAUCACCUGUUCUUCAGCGGCGAGGCGCUGGACGUCGUGAGCGCCGACGCAGGAGGCCUACCUCCUAAGGCCCUCGUGGGCCGACACCAGGAGCUGCAGGCCACCUACCUCAACAUCUGGCGGCGCGUCGUGCUCAAGCUCUCGCAGGAGAACGUCGAAGAGAGCUACACCUUCUGUGGUAAGGUGAUCACGGACGACGAGAUGUUCCUGUUCACGUACUACCUGGCCAACGGCAUCCUGGCCUACUACAAGUGCGACUACAACCGGGCCAUCGAGUACUUCAAGCUGGCCGAGGAGAACGUGCUGGGCGUCGUGGGCAUGAUGACCAACGCGCAGCACAAGUUCUACUGGUCGCUCGCCCUCCUCUCGCGGCUCGUCGCGACGAAGGGCGGGGACGCCGCCGAGCGCGCGGAGGACGGGCAGCGCGAGGCCUGCCUGGAGCAGGUGACCCGCAACCAGACGCAGCUCGACCGGUGGGCGCAGCACGCGCCGGCCAACUACCGCCACAAGCACAUGCUGGUCGAGGCCCUGCGCACGACCGCCAUCGGCGAGCACUGGCUGUCGAUGGACCUCUUUGACGCCGCCAUCGAGGGCGCGCGCGAAGGCGGCUUCAUGCAGGAGGAGGCCCUCGCCCGCGAGUUGGCGUCCCAUUUCUACACCCUUCGCAAGCGCGAUCGGGUGGCGAACGACUACUUGAGGGAGGCCUACUACCUGUACCUGCGAUGGGGCUCGGUGUUGAAGGUCCAGCAGCUGCAAGACCGACUGCCGCGUACCGACUCGGCGUCCAACCUCGUCGUCCGCUCGGCCUCGCUCUCCUCCGUCCACCAGCACCUCAGCAGUGGCAGCGGCAGUGGCGCGGUUGAUAGCGUCAGUCUGCCCGCCAUGAUCUCGACCGACUCGCUCAGCCACUCGCUGUCGCAAUCGUCGUCAUCAUCGUCGUCGCCCAGCGCAACGACGCUGGUGGCGGGCGGCGACUACCUGGACCUCAUGACCGUGAUCAAGAACUCGCAGGCGCUGCUGAGCGAGGUCGAUGGCGACAAGCUGCUGGGCAAGCUCAUGAGCGGCGUCAUGGAGAACACGGGCGCCGACCGGUGCCUGUUGCUGCUCAAGCGCAAGGACCGAUUCCUGGUCGAGGCCAGCGCGCGCUUCGUCGCCGUCGACGGCGCGCAGCAGAAGCUGCAGAUCUCCACCUCGCUCGGGGCCGAGGUCAAGGAGGUGGCGCUCCCGCGGUCGGUGAUCAACUACGUCACGACCAAGCACGACACGAUCCAGUUCGACGACGUGCCCAAGACCGAGCCGUGGGUGGACGACCCCUACCUCGCCAGCGCCAAGCCACGGUCGCUCCUGUGCACGCCCAUCGUACACAUGGGCCACCUCCUCGGCGCGCUCUACCUCGAGAACUCCUCCAUGAUGUCCGUCUUUAGCAAGAGCCGCUUCUGGCUCAUCUCCAUCAUUUGCUCUCAGAUGGGCAUUGCGCUCCAGAACUCGCGGCUGUUCGGGCAGCUGAGCAAGCGCAGCGCCGAGCUGCAGGAGAUCAACACCAAGCUCGAGGACGAACUCGCCGAGCGACGGAAGAUCCAGGAGGAGCUCGAGAAGGCCAUGGAGCUGGCCAAGGCCGCGGCCGUCUCCAAGAACCAGUUCCUCGCCAACAUGUCUCACGAGAUUCGAACGCCUUUGAACGCGAUCAUCGGAAUGACUGGUCUGCUGCUCGACACGCAGCUCACGGAGACCCAACACGAAUGGCUCAACCUCAUCGAAGUGUCCGGCAACGCCCUUCUUUCUCUUGUCAAUGAUAUUCUUGACUUGGCAAAGAUGGAGAGCGGGAAGGUGAGUCUGGUGAUGGAGGAGUGCUCGCUGGCCGACAGCAUGCGCGAGGCCAUGGCCAUGUUCGUGCACGCCAGCCAGACGAAGGAGGUCAAGAUGAACCUCCAGCUCGACCCGAGCUGCCCCAAGAUCAUUCUCACCGACAAGCUUCGCCUGCGUCAAGUGCUGUUAAAUUUGCUUAGUAACAGCAUGAAAUUCACGCCCGCGGGCGGCUCGGUGGCGCUCUCGGUGUCGUCGCGGCGGGUCAACGUGAUCGAGUCGAUCAGCGUCGAUCCGACCUCGGGCGAGCUCACCACGACGCGCACGCUGGUCGACGACUCCGCGGCGGGCAAGUGGGACGAGGUCCACGUCAAUGUGCGCGACACCGGGCCGGGCGUGGGCCGCCAGAUGCUCGAUCGCCUGUUCCAGCCCUUCACCCAGGGCGACGGCUCCUUCUCGCGCAAGGCCGGCGGCACCGGCCUCGGGCUGGCCAUCAGCAAGCAGCUGGUGACCCUCCUGGGCGGCCGCAUCUGGCUCGACGCGGCCGUCACCGAGGGCUCCUCGUUCCACUUCACCAUCGUGUGUCAGAACGUCGCCGCGAUGAUGAUGACGACGACGACGCCGACGACAGUGACGAUGGCGAGCGCACUCGCUGCCGAGCCGCACUCGCCGCGGAGUCCCAUGCCGCCGGCCAGCCUGAUCGCGCGCCGGCGGCCGUCGCUGGGCCUGCCGCUGCCGCCCCAGAUGGGCUCAGUCGUGAUCGACGCCUCGGGCGACGUGUCGCCGACCACGUCGUCGACCUUCGCCGCCGUGCCCACUGCGCUGUCGUCGCCCCGGAAGAACGAUGGCGGGGCGGCGCAGCUGGUCAAGUCCAGUUCGGUGGAGCUCCAUCGACGCAAGGCCGAAGAGAAAUUCGGGGCGGCCAGCAACGAACCCAAGCGCCCUCUCAUUCUCGUGGUGGAAGACAACAAGACCAACCAAAAGCUGCUGUUGCAGCUGCUCAAGCGGCUAGGCUUCGUCGCCGACGUGGCCAACGACGGCCUCGAAGCCGUCGAGGCCUGGCACAAGAAGAAAUACGAUGUCAUUUUGAUGGAUCUGCAGAUGCCCAACAUGGACGGUCUGACGGCGGCGCAGGUGAUCAUGGCCGAGUGCAACGGUGCGGCGCCGCAGAUCGUGGCCGUGUCGGCCAACGUGUACGAGAGCGACAAGGCGGCGUGCUCCGCGGCAGGCAUGGUCGACUUCAUCGAGAAGCCCAUCAGCCUCGCGCUCCUCAAGUCCUCCCUCGAACGCUGCAGCAAGCGGGGCACCUGGUGA
Molecule: messenger RNA, 3294 nt
Organism: Acanthamoeba castellanii str. Neff
Lineage: Eukaryota; Discosea; Longamoebia; Acanthamoebidae
Product: GAF domain containing protein
Exons: 12
Coding region: 1-3294 (1097 amino acids)
Biological process (GO): phosphorylation; phosphorelay signal transduction system
Molecular function (GO): protein binding; phosphorelay sensor kinase activity
Source: RefSeq, a predicted model, not a curated record